CAAAAACUGUCACAUAAUCUGAGCUACGGGGUCUCUGACACGACCGGUGGAACCUUACAACACUCCCCCUUUUCUGCAACGCUUGAGGCCUGGGACACAAAGGGGGACAGUUCAUUUUAAUAGGCGCGCAAAGGUUUCCCAGGGUAACUAUAUAGAAGGUACGUGGGGAUAAAUUGGGAUCUGACGUGACCCAACCAAAGCACUCAGCAGUAAAGUAGUGAGGCGUCUGUUUUGGUAGUGGGAGGCUGGGCGCGUCGCGCAAAGGAAGUCGGUGGGAGUGGGAAAAGUCGGGGCAUGGCAAAAUUGGAUUAGUCUAGUGUUUCUCAUUAACAAGUGGUUGCGUGUCAACCAUGCAGAAGUCCUGAUUUGGAAUCAAGGUGGAGGUCUAUGACACAGGAACAGGCGCAGCAGAGCUUGUACAUGUAAUCAUAAUGUCCCAGGACUAGACAACGGAAGGCUUUUGUCUUGCCCUGGCCCACUCAUGCAGCCUGAAGGUACGGCCAUUACAAGCUUAGACAAUAUUACCGGCCUCUUGGGAAAAGGUAAGCGGUCUUUCUCGUGCAACACGCCGAACGUAGCAUAGUACGCAGCGACCAGUGUAGCCUACGGUAACGCAUUCUUUGUCAACAGACUACAAACAGUCUUUCAUCGCUGAUUAGGGAUCAAGCUAGAUCUGAUCAUUGUGACUAUAACUCAACUGCCGGCUAGAAUUUGACUUUGAAAGGACUAGGAAAUCGCUGGCAUCAUGAUUCGCGACCCGACCAUCGACGGCGGAACGAAGGUGAACUACGUGGUGCUGCCUAACCAGGACCAGGACAAAUGGACGCAAACCGACAACAUCAAUGUCUCCACCGACGAGGAGAAGACAGCGAUGAGACUGGACGACUACUCACGCGAGGUGCUGGCAUGGAAGCAGAAAUACGAGAGGCUAGAGGUGACAGUCAUGUCAAAGGACAGCGAGAUAUUCGAACUGAACAGUAGGGUGACUCUGUUCGAGGAGAUCAGGACCGACAGGGACGAACUGCGAGUAGAACUGGAGAAGAUGCGCGUGCAGCUGACGGAGGCGUACCAAUCUGAGAUCCAAGGAUUGACAGAAGAACUGGAGGGGGUGCGGCGAGACUUUGCCAUUUUGGAUGAACAAAAGUCUCAGCUGGAGGAAGAGAGAAGUAAGCUUUCAGCAGAGCUGAGUGAUACCAGGAAGGAUGUUGAGUCUCUGAGAGAAGAAAGGAAAGCGCUAGGAUCAGAAAAGGGAACGUUAGAGUCAGACGUAGUAAUACUAAACCAGAAAGUAGAUGAGAUGACUACUAAAAUAUCUGAACUAACUGAAGAAUUAGCUCAUAAUAUAGCAGAGAGUGACAAGGUGAAAGCUGACAGAAAUAACUUUGAAGCCAGAACUAACACACUUGUAGAGGAUCUCACAGUGCUUAGGUCUGAGUAUGAUAACAUGAGUCAUGCGAAAGAAAGGCUAGAGGGGGAGAGAAGUAGACUAGAAAGUGAACUAACAAGGCUUGAGUCUGACUAUGAAAAUCUGAAGUCCUCAAAUGAAAGUCUGCAAAAAGAGCUAUCAGACAUGACAGAUAAACUAACCUCGCUUGAAGGCGAAAACGCAGUACUAACCGGAGAUGUGUCACAAAACAUGGCUGAUUACGGUCGUCUCAGGACUGAACUAGCAAAUCUUCAAUCCACCCAGGCCACCAAUAGGAAGACUUGGGAGGAAGAGCUUGCCAUCAUGAAGAAGAGACUAGCGACGACGGAAGCUGAAAGAAACGAACUAACAGAAGAACUAACAAAGGUUAAUAAAGACCACGAAGGCUGCUACACCAUAAAGGUGGAAUUGGAGACAACUAUCACCGAGUUAAGGGCGGAGCUCAUAAAGUGGCAGAAACAUGCUGACGACCUCCUAGCUAUAAGACUCAAAUUAGAGGAGGACAACGAGAAGUUAGCUGCUGAUCUCACGAAGGAGAGAAAUGAGAGUAACAGUCUAAGAUCGGAAAGUUCUCAUAUGCAAGAACAGGAGACCCGCAAGAUAGCAGACCUCGAGGCCCAGCUAGAGGCACUUCGGAAGAAAAUAGCAGAUUUAGAAGGUAACCUUAAGUCAACUGAGCGCGAAAAGCAGGCAUUGAAGUCAGAGAAAGAAGUGGUAAUAGCAGAAAGAGAUAAGCUGAAGGUGGAACUUGAUGACCUUCGUGGAAAGAUGGGUGAGUUUGAAGCAAACAUACAUGUGAUGGAGGUUGAGCUAGUAUCCAUCAAGUCUGAAAGAUCGACAUUGGAGGAGACGUUGGUAUCGGAGAGGGAGACGUGGGAGGCGAGGCUGAAAACUUUGGAGAUGAAACUCUCAGCUUUGGAAAUGGAGAAACAAACAUUAACUGUCCAGCUGAAAGAGGCCAAUAUGGAGAUGACGAGUCUUAAGACCGAAAGACAAAAUCUUGAGAUGUCUCUCAAGACGGAAAAGGGUGGCCUAGAGAGUCAUGUAGAGGAGCUGCGUAUUAAGAUAGAGGUAUUGGAGGGUGAAAAGACAAAGCUGACUGAAGAUGUGGCCCAGAGCAUAGUAAACAUUGACACCUUGAGAGUAAAAGUUGUAGAGCUAGAAGAGCUAAAUGCUUCAUACAAACAGAAGUGGGAAGCAGAGGUAGCGUCUCUGAAGGUCCAGUUGUCAGACCUUGAGAUGGAAAGGAACAAACUAACAGAAGAAAUCACACUGCUUAGAACAGAGUACACAACUUAUAAGUCUGAACAAGGAACUCUUCAAUCCACCCAGGCAUCGGAGAAGGUCCAAUGGCAAGAACAGCUCGAGGAACUAAGAAAGCGGCUUGCAGAGUUAGAAGACGAAAAGGGCAAACUGCAAGAAGAGUUGACAAGGGUGAGUGGAGACUUCGACAAACUGACAAAGGAGAAUGAAGAUCUACAAGGAAGGUACGCUGAUCUAGACACUCUUCGUACCAGACUAGAAAGCGAUCUAACAAUGGUCAGAGGGAACUUUGAAAGUCUUACAAUAGAGAAAACUACACUUGAGACGGCCCACUCUUCCGGCCAGUCCGAUUUGGAUGAUCUGAGGAGGAGGCUUGCAGAGUUGGAGUCAGAGAAGAGCAAGCUGCAAGGAGAGCUUACCGAACUACAAGGCAGUUACGCAACCCUGGAGGCAGACAAAGCACACUUGGAAGGACAGUUUGCAGACCUGGAGGGAGAGAAGACGAGAUUAGAAGGAGAGCUGACAGAAACUAAGGGGGAGAUGGAGAGCUUGCAGUCUGAGAAAGAAAACCUCGUGGAAUCUCAGUCCACGGGGCAAUCCCAAAUUGACGAGCUGACGAGGCGCUUGGCUGAGCUGGAAGCUGAAAGAGACAGCCUACAAUCUGAACUCAGUACUCUACAAGGAGAGUUUCAGACGCUGAAAGAUGAGAAGUACAGUCUGGACACCAGAUUUGCUGACCUGGAAUCAGAGAGGGAUCGUCUGGAGGGUGAGCUGACGGAGGUUAAGGAAGAUUUCAGCAGUUUGAGAAGCGAGAAAGAGAGCCUGGAAACAUCAACUGCGUCAGAACAAGAUACGUUUAAAAAGGAGGUGGAUGAUCUCCACACUCAGAUCUCUAAUCUCGAGGGCGAACGAAACAAGUUCGAACAGGAACUGGCAGAUCUGAAGGAAAAGUUCGACAGCUUAUCGUUCGAGAAGGAAGAGGUGGAGUCAUCUUAUAAGACGCACAAAGAUGAGUCUGAAGCAGAGAUAGCAGACUUGAAGAGCCGAAUGUUUGACCUCGAAGGAGAGAAAGAUAGUCUUGAGGACAAUCUGAAACAAUCAAAGGAAGAUUUUGAGAACCUGCAAAUAGAAAAGGAAGACAUGGAGCAAACACUGAAAGAUGAGAUAAGCCAGCUCAAGGCUCAAAUUGAAGAACUCACGCAGAAGAUAACCGAACUGGAAGGCGAAAGAGAGCGAUUGGAAGUACAGUUAAAGGAAGUAAGGGAAGAGAAUGAAACACUUCUCAUUCAGACCGCUACGUAUGAAGACCAGUUACAUGACCAUCUUAACCAGUCCCAAGAGGCCGGUAAUGAUAUCGAAAGACUUGGUGAAGAAAAAUCGUGGCUACAGAAAGAGCUUGAAAAGCUUAGGGCAAAGAACGCCGAACUGGUCGUCGAGAACCGCGAAAUCGGUUCACGACUCAAAGUGUCAGAGAAAGAGCUCAGUAAGUCCAUCCAGGAGAAAGACGAACUUGUAGGGCAGCAGAAAAGGUUGGAGGAUGAAGUUGAGCGUCUGAAACGUCUGCUUGAUCAGCUCAAUUUGGAGAUAGAGAGAUACCUGUCUGAAAUCGAUAGACUGAAAACAGUGCAAGACGAGGGGAAGACAAAAGAUGACGAGCUGAGGGCCGCGCUACAGAAGAUUGAUGAUCUGACUGAUGAGAAUGAUCAACUACAGCGCACUUUGGACACACAAGCUGAAAAGGAGGCCAGGCUACGGCGGGAGCUGGAAGAUGAACUGGCACGUGUUAAAGAGCACCUGGAGAGAGCAAACAGAGACCGAGAAGAACUGGAAGGAAAAGUUAAGGGUCUACGCAAUGAACUUCAAGACAAGUUACAAGUCAAGAUGGCGAUGGAGGAAUACCAAGCAAAGAACAAAGAUCUCCAGGCUGAACUUGACAGGCUGAAGAAGGAUCUUGAGGAGGCAAAGCGCCGCCAGACAGAGCUGAGGCAGAAACUGCAAGUCACAACGACACAACUAGAAGGCCAGGGAGAGGCAUCAAAAGAACUGAACGACGAGAAGAUAAAAGUGCAGAACCUGAUGGCCGAAAUCGAAAGGAUGAAACGGGACCUAAAGACGGCAGACGCUCUCCGUGAAGAACAGGAAGGCAAGAUCAGAGACCUGCUGGAGGAACUUGAGGCAGCCAAGGACAAGCACAAAGAGUAUGAGAGAGAAAUCGACAGGCUAAAGGAGUUGGAGGAUGAGCUGCACACCGUUAAGAUGACUCUGGAGGAAACUCUCACCAUCCGUAGGGAACUGGAAGUGUCUCUGGAGGCAACCCAACAGGAGAUCCACAUCACCAAGAUGGAAAUCACACAGAAGGAGGAGGCUGCCAACACAUUGCGGAGGUCGAUGGCAGCUGAUAAGGACAGACUGCAGUCAGAUCUGGACAAUUUACGACAGGAGGGAGACGAGAUGAGAGACGAACUGGACAAACUGAGAAGGGAACUGGAAAACGCCAACAGGCUGCGUGAAGAGGCCGAACAAAAGCUGGCUGACGGAGCUCAGGAGCUGGACGACAUGAAGGGACAACUGGAAACGUUUGAAGGGAAUAAUGAGAGGGCUGACCAGCUCGAGUUUGAAAUAGAUCGUAUGAAGAGGGAGCUGCAUUUGAGCUUAACUUUGAAGGUCGAACUGGAGCAGAAGUCGAGCGAGCUGGAGUUGCGCAUACAGUCCCUGAUUGAGGAACUGGAUGAAAGCAGGAGGAAGGAAAAGGAAGCCAUGAAGAAGUACCAGUUAGAAUCCAACAGAUGUCUGGAGUUGGAGGAGGAGGUUGUGAGAGUGAAAAAGGAGGUUCGUAUAGAGUUGGAGUCCAGAAUCAUCCAACUAAAAGAGGAGCUUGAAAACAAACUCAGAUGCGAGAGAGAGCACCAAGAACAACUGGACAUUUCAAGACGAGAUAUUGAUCUCGAGUUGAACAAACUGAAAAUGCAACUUGCAGCUGCACAGAAAGAGAAUGACCAAAUGAACGCAACCAUUCAACAGCAGGCGACACAGAUACAAGCGGCCGAAACAACUCAGGCAUCAUCAGGCCAACAACAACAGGACCUUAUGGACGAGUUGGAACGUCUCAGACAGCAACUGAAAGAUGCGAAUGCUUCAGUCCUGAACCUGACCGGCCAGUUGGAUAGUGCGAAGGACGAAGUGGACGGAAGGAACAACGAUUUGCUACUGAAACUUCAGCAAAUGGAACAGAAAGGUGAUGACGAUGACAAGGAGAGGAAGGACCUACAGAAUGAGAUUGACCGUUUGAAAAGGGAACUGGAGGAUGGCAAAAAUAAGAACAUGGAACUUUCAUACCAGCUUGGUGCUGCAAAGGACGACCUAGAAAGAAAGACACAGGAAAUGACCACCAUGAUAACGACCAUGAAGGAAACUGUGAUAGUACAGCCGCAGGACAACUCCGAUCUCCUGUCAGCCUUGGGUGACCUGAAAAAGCAGUAUGCAGACCUGGCAAACAAGAAGGACGACGACAAGGAUGAUUGGUACAAAGAUAAGUUUGAUGAUCUCACGAAGCAACUGCAGAAGGCUAAUGACGCACUCCUGGCGGCUAAAGAAGAGAUCUUGAACCUUAACAAGCAGCUUGGAGAUUCUGAUGAUGAGAUGGAAGCUCUAAGAAAGCUGCUGAAGGAGCUUGAAGGCCAACUGGCGGACAAAGAAAAGGAGGCAGAAACUGGGGCUGAUCAAGCCGAGAAGGAUCUGGAAGAGAUGGAGACCAAGUUGAUGCAGGCGGAGGAAGAUGCAGCAGACCAGAUCAUGGAACUGGCCCUGAAGAACAUGGAGCUUCUGAACGAGAAGAUGGACGCGGACAGAGAUAACUGGAUCUACAAAGAUCUUCUGGCAGAUGAGAACGGAAAGCUGAUUUUGGAGCCGAUCUCUCCAUGGACAUUCAUGCAGACAGUUAUCCCGGAGAUGCAAAUAGAGGAGAUCACAAUCAUCUCAGAGGAGGCUGUGGAGAUGACGGAAAUCAGAGAGGUCAAGAAGGGAGAGGAAAUCAUCAAGGUCAAGGAGGGAGAGAAGGUGAUGGUCAAGGUCAUUGAAGAGGGAGGAGAGAAGGUGAAGAUAACGCAGAUUAUUGAUGCAGCUGGUGCGAUAGUACUGGAGAUCAGAGAGGAACUGCACAUGAAGACAACUGAACCGGGCUACCUUGGCUACAAGAUGAUAGAAGUGGAAGAGCGCUCAGAUGUCUUCAAGAGUACCCUGGAGAAGUUCAUCUUCUACCUGAUCAACCGCCAGGACGGACAGGCGCUGGGUGUGGUGUCAGGGGAGGGCGUCACAGAGUCUGAGAUAGCCAUCAGAUCCAAGGCUGACGGAACAUUCCCGCGAACAUCGCAGAGGAGGUUAGGGCAAAAUAUGAGCGAGGCAUUCGGAAGCCUCAACCGCGCUGGUACGGGGCAGUACGCAUGUGGUACUGUCCAGCAGGGCUCCUCAACAGCGUACUCGUCGUCCUACUCCUCAUCAUACUCUUCAUCGUCAAGUCAGACCAGCAGCCGGUACACACAGAGGAGAGUGGCGAGUUCAAGUUCGUCCGACAAGGCUACCGGAGGCCUAUCCACCCGGCAAACAUCCCAGGGGCGCGCGUCCAUGGGGAUGAACGGCGUCGAUGCGGGCCCACCAAGGGCCACCUCCACUCCUGUCAAAUACGUAGACGUGAUUCUGACGAAUAAGACAUACCCUCCCAGGAAGGAGCAGCUUUGGUCCUUCACAAAUGGCAUGAUCAUCAACCGGCUGAACAACUUGGCCUUGGACGUGCCGGGAGCGAACGCCAAGGAUGACGCCAAGGUUGUGGCGACCCAGCCCGUGCCGGGCAAGAAGAGCCAGCAAUGGGUGCUCCAUGGAGAUGGGUUCAUCCGAACAGCUCUGAACGACAGCCUUGUCCUGGACAACACUGACGGCACCCUGACCCUGAAGACCAAGAUCCCGAACGCCGCCGAGGCCAAGGUGCAGGAGUGGGACCUGGUCAUCCUUGGAGACACAGCCGAGUUCAACAGAGAACUCAAGAUCUCCGAGGAGAUGAUCAUGGAAAUGUCAAUAUCUUCCUAAGACAGAUUCACUUAUCGUCUUAAGAUUUCUAUGAUUCCAUUUGAUUUUAAUUUAAAAAAAAACAACAUUAUGAACAUCAUUGAUGAUUAAUUCACUAAUUGUGGUGCUGAUGGGACAAUAUAUUCCUCAAAGAAGAGUUAUGAACAACUGACAGUGGCUUAGUUUACAUCGAGUCAAACCAUUAGCAUAAAGUAUCUAUCAACAAAGCUUAUACUAAAUGCAUUCCAUUGGGCACACACCUAGAUCUAUUUAUUUAUUGGGAGAUGAACUGUACUUGAUACAUGUAUAACAGGGAGAGUGUUCUAACACUUAGCAGCCUACGAUAAGUGUGUUAUGUACAAGAUGUGCUCUGCUUACCUGUAGGCACGAUUAUGAUUCGCCAUAAACCAUAUUGCAAUACAUGAAGUAAUUGAUGAAAGCUUUGUGCUAUCAUUAUGAUACAUAUUCAUUCUAUUCUAUUAUGAUAUACGACGAUUGUUAAGAUUGCCUUAAUUGGUGGAAGUUAUAGCAGGUCAAAUGAGAAAAUGGCAAAAAAAAAAUAGAAAUUGAUGUUAUAUUGGCAUGGUAACAUUUGAUAGAAGCUAUGCAUCACGAACGUAUUGCUUUGUAAUAACGAAAUAUUUCGUGAUUGAUAAAUGAAUAAAUAAACUGGGAUUCUUAGUGUUCGUACACAAUUUGCUCAUUAUAUUAUGCAAGUAAUAUUAUCAUAUUUUAAGAAUCUUGUUAUGUGAAGAAGGUGAAGAAAUGUAACAAUGCAUUUACAAUGUCUAAUUUAUUGGUGGCCUUGGGACUUUUCAUACACAACGAAAUGGAAGUUUAAAAGUCAUAGUUGUUCACUGGGAGUUUUGAAAAAUUUUAAGGAUAUUUUCUAUGUACUAAGUCGGUGAUUUAAGUGAAAGUGUUACGCAUUGUAUUUUUGUCCAAACAGUUGCAUUUGUGAUCAUUUUUUAUCAUAUAACGGCCAGUUGCUUUUCAAUAUAUUUGUAUUUCGGCUGCAUUUCCUAUAUCUUGUGCGUGGCUCGACAUCUGUGAGGCUAUGUAAACUCAAGUUAUCAUUGUUUACUCGAUCUCACUAUUUUCAUUGAAUAGUUGGACAAACUGACGUAAUUUAAUAAGUGGUAAAGUGCUAUGAGGAAUCUCUGUGCUAGCAACAAAUAUAUUCAUAUAUGUUUUUUGUCACAAUUGGGCUGGGAUCAAGGUGUUGAAGGGUGGUUCUGUUGGAAAGCUUUUCGUACAUUUGAAAUAAACAACGCUAAUGGCAAUAUUA
Molecule: messenger RNA, 9035 nt
Organism: Branchiostoma floridae (Florida lancelet)
Lineage: Eukaryota; Metazoa; Chordata; Leptocardii; Amphioxiformes; Branchiostomatidae
Product: myosin-2 heavy chain-like
Exons: 33
Coding region: 746-7768 (2340 amino acids)
Biological process (GO): intermediate filament organization
Cellular component (GO): intermediate filament; cytoplasm
Molecular function (GO): structural constituent of cytoskeleton
Source: RefSeq, a predicted model, not a curated record